CCAAUAGCAGAAGAAGAAGCUUAAACAGUGAGAGGAGCGUUCAUAGACGAUGAAUGCUUGAUGGAUGCAAAAUUGUGAGGAGAGAAAAAUGUGAAUGAGAGUGAGGUUCGGGAAUGGAGGUCAGUGGAACCCAAGCGAGGUAUAAUCUCUCUCCUGCCGGCAGUGGCAAGUGUAUUGGAAAGGUACGAGAUACUGAGGCCAACGCCGCGACAGAGCAAACAGGAAUCGGCCAACCUACAAGAACCCUGUUGUAUCUUGGCUCUAGAUGGCAAAAGGCCAAAAUGCAGUUCAAGUUUGGAAAGAAGAUAUUGAUUUUGGGCUAGAGCCCAAACCCAUCAUCAAAUAAAGAAGUCCACCAGGCUUGUCCUUUUCAUAUUUACGCACAAAGAAAAAAAAAAGAGAAUAGAACCGGCGACUUCUUCUUCACCACAGCGAAGACCAUCUCAAGGUCGACGCUCCAACGUCUCUCCCUGAAAAUCGCCCCUCAUUCAACUCUCCAACGGAUAUAUAAUUCUUGCUAUAAAUUGGCGAUGAGUCGAAGCUCCAAGGAAGGGGGGAACAACAGAGAGGGCAUCGCACCAAACAAGUAAGUGAGCAGCGGCUUUGGCCGCUGCAAUUGACGCCACCGGAGAAGGAAGCAGACGGCGGCCGACCACGGCUCGCCGGCGUUCGACGAUGGUCGGCGGUGAUAGGUCAGGCGGUCCCUUCAAUCUCCAAUUCCUUAAUUUUUUAUCUUUUUCCUCUAAUUGGUAACCCUAUAUGUUAUUUCUUCAAUUUUUUUCUCCAUUUCUUUGUAAAAGUGUUGUUUCAAUUCAAGUUUACACUUUUUUUCUUGUUUGUGUUAAUUUCGAAAAUCCCAAAAUGGUUGGUGUUCUUUUAUGGGUUUUUUUUGUUUAUAUUAAAUCCCUUAUGAAUAAAAAUUGAUUCAUACU
This is a messenger RNA of Cuscuta campestris, 932 nucleotides long. NCBI's taxonomy places the organism in Eukaryota, Viridiplantae, Streptophyta, Magnoliopsida, Solanales, Convolvulaceae. The record is from the annotation of a GenBank genome assembly.